AUGGGCCUCACCCUUGACCACAAACAUACGGAUGAGGAAUCCAGGCAAUGGUAUGAGCAAUGUUGAGACUACCCAUAUAAUGGCCCAAAUGAUCAUUCAGGUGGAUCUUCUCUGGUUAGUCAGACAUUAAUAACAAUCACACAGACAAUCAUAUUUUAGUGGGGGGUGAGACUGCCGGAGAGUAACGUGAGUGUGUGUGUAUCCCUGGAUCUGAGGGGUGAUAGCGGGAUGCUGCGGAGGGGUCUGCUGGCCUGGGUGUCCCGUGUGGGCGUGCUGCUGGUCCUAGUGUGCUGCUCUCUGUCCCUCCUCUACGUCAUGACCUGCAGCCCCCACUCUGAGGACAACCUGGUGAGCCACGCCCUGCCACGCCCCGGGCUGGGAGUCGGGGCAGCAGGGGGCACAGGGUCGGCUCAGAGCGGACCCCCGGGGUGGGAGGGCUACCAGGCCAUGCUAGUGGAGCGUGAGGAGCAGCACAAGCUACAUAUGGCGAGUCUGAAGAAACAGAUCGCCCAGUUAAAAGAAGCACUGCAGGAGCGUAGUGAGCAGCUCAAAGGAGUCCAAGACACAAUGGAGCGGGCGGCAGGGAGAGGCCAGGGCGGCCAGUCCCCAGGAGGAGGUACUCUCGGGGAGGGGGGCCAGGGGCCAGGGGCUGACAGGAGCCACGCAGACCUCCAGGAGUUCCUUCGCAGUCAGCUGGGCCGGGCGGAGGUCCACCAGGGUACUAGACUACCCAAUGAGUACACCGUGGUGCCCUUUGAGAGCUUCACCCUGCAGAGGGUGUACCAGCUGGAGAUGGGCCUGACAAGGCACCCUGAGGAGAAGCCCGUGAGGAAGGACCGGAAGGAUGAGCUGAGUGAAGCGCUGGAGACAGCCCUGCGGAGCCUCAACACACCCCGAGACGGAGCAGACAAAGGCCGGACCACCAAGGUCUACUCACCAUCAGACUUCAUAGAAGGUGAGUCACUAAGCUCCAUACCACAGCCAUAGGUAUACAGCCAUAAUGAUAUACAUACUGUAUAUUGUAUGUAUGGCAUCACAGGAGGUUGGUGGCACCUUAAUUGGGGAGGACGGACUCGUGGUAAUAGCUGGAGCAGAAUGAGUGGAAUGGUAUCAAAUAGAUCAAAUUGGUGCCAUUCCAUUCCCUCUGUUCCAGCCAUUAUUAUGAACCAUCCUCCCCUCAGCAGCCUCCUGUGUAUGGCAUAUACAGUUGUAGUCGGAAGUUUACAUUCACUUAGGUUGGCAUCAUUAAAACUCGUUUUUCAACCACUCCACAAAUGUCUUGUUAACAAACAAUAGUUUGGGAAAGUCGGUUAGGACAUCUACUUUGUGCAUGACACAAGUAAUUUUUCCAACAAUUGUUUACAGACAUAUUAUUUCACUUAUAAUUCACUGUAUCACAAUUCCAGUGGGUCAGAAGUUUACAUACACUAAGUUGACUGUGCCUUUAAACAGCUUGGGAAAUUCCAGAAAAUGAUGUCAUGGCUUUAGAAGCUUCUGAUAGGCUAAUUGACAUAAUUUGAGUCAAUUGGAGGUGUACCUGUGGAUGUAUUUCAAGGCCUACCUUCAAACUCAGUGCCUCUUUGCUUGACAUCAUUGGAAAAUGAAAAGAAAUCAGCCAAGACCUCAGAAAAGAAAUUGUAGACCUCCACAAGUCUGGUUCAUCCUUGGCAGCAAUUUCCAAACGCCUGAAGGUACCACGUUCAUCUGUACAAACAAUAGUACGUAAGUAUAAACACAAUGGGACCACGCAGCCGUCAUACCUCUCAGGAAGGAGACGCGUUCUGUCUCCUAGAGAUGAACGUACUUUGGUGCGAAAAGUGCAAAUCAAUCCCAGAACAACAGCAAAGGACCUUGUGAAGAUGCUGGAGGAAACAGGUACAAAAUUAUCUAUAUCCACAGUAAAACAAGUCCUAUAUCGACAUAACCUGAAAGGCCGCUCAGCAAGGAAGAAGCCACUGCUCCAAAACCGCCAUAAAAAAGCCAGACUAUGAUUUGCAACUGCACAUGUGGACAAAGAUCGUACUUUUUGGAGAAAUGUCCUCUGGUCUGAUGAAACAAAAAUAGAACUGUUUGGCCAUAAUGACCAUCGUUAUAUUUGGAGGAAAAAGGGGGCGGCUUGCAAGCCGAAGAACUCCAUACUAACCGUGAAGCACGGGGGUGGCAGCAUCAUGCUGUGGGGGUGCUUUGCUGCAGGAGGGACUGGUGCACUUCACAAAAUAGAUGGCGUCAUGAGGAAGUAAAAUUAUGUGGAUACAUUGAAGCAACAUCUAAAGACAUCAGUCAGGAAAUUAAAGCUUGGUCGCAAAUGGAUUUUCCAAAUGGACAAUGACCUCAAGCAUACUUCCAAAAUUGUGGGGAAAUGGCUUAAGGACAACAAAAUCAAGGUAUUGGAGUGGCCUUCACAAAGCCCUGACCUCAAUCCUAUAGAACAUUUGUGGGUAGAACUGAAAAAGUGUGUGCGAGCAAGGAGGCCUACAAACCUGACUCAGUUACACCAGCUCUGUCAGGAGGAAUGGGCCAAAAUUCACCCAACUUAUUGUGGGAAGCUUGUGGAAGGCUACCCGAAAUGUUUGACCCAAGUCAAACCAUUUAAAGGCAAUGCUACCAAAUACUAAUUGAGUGUAUGUACACUUCUGACCCACUGGGAAUGUGAUGAAAGAAAUAAAAUCUGAAAUAAAUCAUUCUCUCUACUAUUAUUCUGACAUUUCACAUUCUUAAAAUAGAGUGGUGAUCCAAAUUGACCUAAGACAGGGAAUUUUUACUAGGAUUAAAUGUCAGGAAUUGUGAAAAACUGAGUUUAAAUGUACAGGAGGGAAAAAAGUAUUUGAUCCCCUGCUGAUUUUGUACGUUUGCCCACUGACAAAGAAAUGAUCAGUCUAUAAUUUUAAUGGUAGGUUUAUUUGAACAGUGAGAGACAGAAUAACAACAAAAAAAUCCAGAAAAACGCAUGUCAAAAAUGUUAUAAAUUGAUUUGCAUUUUAAUGAGGGAAAUAAGUAUUUGACCCCCUCUCAAUCAGAACGAUUUCUGGCUCCCAGGUGUAUUUUAUACAGGUAACGAGCUGAGAUUAGGAGCACACUCUUAAAGGGAGUGCUCCUAAUCUCAGUUUGUUACCUGUAUAAAAGACACCUGUCCACAGAAGUAAUCAAUCAAUCAGAUUCCAAACUCUCCACCAUGGCCAAGACCAAAGAGCUCUCCAAGGAUGUCAGGGACAAGAUUGUAGACCUACACAAGGCUGGUAUUGGCUACAAGACCAUCGCCAAGCAGCUUGGUGAGAAGGUGACAACAGUUGGUGCGAUUAUUCGCAAAUGGAAGAAACACAAAAUAACUGUCAAUCUCCCUCGGCCUGGGGCUCCAUGCAAGAUCUCACCUCGUGGAGUCACACUACGCUGUGAAGGACUGAAAUCCUGCAGUGCCCGCAAGGUCCCCCUGCUCAAGAAAGCACAUAUACAGGCCUGUCUGAAGUUUGCCAAUGAACAUCUGAAUGAUUCAGAGGAGAACUGGGUGAAAGUGUUGUGGUCAGAUGAGACCAAAAUCGAGCUCUUUGGCAUCAACUCAACUCGCCUUGUUUGGAGGAGGAGGAAUGCUGCCUAUGACCCCAAGAACACCAUCCCCACCGUCAAACAUGGAGGUGGAAACAUUAUGCUUUGGGGGUGUUUUUCUGCUAAGGGGACAGGACAACUUCACCGCAUCAAAGGGACGAUGGACGGCGUCAUGUACUGUCAAAUCUUGGGUGAGAACCUCCUUCCCUCAGCCAGGGCAUUGAAAAUGGGUCGUGGAUGGGUAUUCCAGCAUGACAAUGACCCAAAACACACGGCCAAGGCAACAAAGGAGUUGCUCAAGAAGAGGCACAUUAAGGUCCUGGAGUGGCCUAGCCAGUCUCCAGACCUUAAUCCUAUAGAAAAUGUGGAGGGAGCUGAAGGUUCGAGUUGCCAAACGUCAGCCUCGAAACCUUAAUGACUUGGAGAAGAUCUGCAAAGAGGAGUGGGACAAAAUCCCUCCUGAGAUGUGUGCAAACCUGGUGGCCAACUACAAGAAACGUCUGACCUCUGUGAUUGCCAACAAGGGUUUUGCCACCAAGUACUAAGUCAUGUUUUGCAGAGGGGUCAAAUACUUAUUUCCCUCAUUAAAAUGCAAAUCAAUUUAUAACAUUUUUGACAUGCGUUCUUCUGGAUUUUGUUGUUGUUAUUCUGUCUCUCACUGUUCAAAUAAACCUACCAUUAAAAUUAUAGACUGAUCAUGUCUUUGUCAGUGGGCAAACGUACAAAAUCAGCUUGGGAUCAAAAUACUUUUUUCCCUCACUGUAUUUGGCUAAGGUGUAUGUAAACCUCCGACUUCAACUGUAUACAUGGCUCUGCUCCACACUACUCUACUAUAGCUACAAUAGCUACAUUGUGGAGUGGCUGUUGAACUAUUGGAAUACUUACAUAGUUUUAAUAAAAAUGACAUGGUAUAAAAACAAUUAAUUCACCAAAUUGAACUCCAGUCCAACAAAUAAAUAAUCAGCACAACAACAGCACAUCCUCAUUUCCAACUAAGAAAGUCUAACGUUUGUUUCUAUUUUCUCCAGUAAACUACAUCUGUAACAAACAUGUUUGUGUGUUCCUUCUUGUUUUCUGUUUUGUUUUGCUGUGUGAUAAUAGAGGAUCCUGCUGCUGGGUGCUGAAGAGCCACAGCCAGGAUAUCCAGCUAGUCUAGCAUGAUUUGGAGUAGGAAAUGAGCACAUCUGCUUUCCAUUCAGUGUGUAGCAUCUCUACAAGCUCAGAGAGAGGGGCCGCUUCCUCUGAAAGGUCAACAUCUUUACUGGGGCCAUGUCUGACUAAUUCCUACUGUACCUGGGAGAGGAAAAGUGUGUGUGUGUGUGUGUGUGUGUGUGUCGACAUACCAAAAAUAUACUGAAAACACAUAAUUGUUUAUGUACCUCUAUCUCUCCCUUGAAAUACCUGUUCAGGUAUCGGCUCUCAAACACUCCCAUAGGAAAUGAAGAGUAUCUUUCCAAAACGCUAUACAUCAAUUUUCAAAAUGUUGGUAAAUUAACUUUUAUAGUUUUACAUAACUUAUGAAAGAGAUUGGUAUGUUUUUUUCACUAUCUAAUCAUGGCAUGGGGUUGUUCAAUGACAGACAUGUUUUAGUUUGAAAUCUAUCACUUUAAUUUCAGAGGUUUCAUGUUGUUUACAAAAUGCUAUAUACCCAUCUCACUCUCAAUAAAAUACGUAGUACUGCUAGGUUUUACACAGUCAAAUGACUAAUAACUACAUUUUUUAUAAAUAACUGUACAAAUGAUACAUUUGUAACAUCAAUAUUUAAAUAUAAAAUGACUCAAUACAGUAACAUGAGAUCUGUAUGUAAAACAUUUACAUUUGACAUUUCAGUCAUUUAGCAGAUGCUCUUAUCCAGAGUGACUUACAGUUAAUGCAUUCAUCUUAAGAUAGCUAGGCAACACAACCACAUACUGUAUCACAGUCAAAUAUACAGUAUACAAACAUUCUAAUCCAGCUAAACAAUGGAUAUAUAGCGUUUUGCAAAGAAACACAUUUUAAUACACACCUAAAAUCUAUGAAUAAAAAAAUCUGAGAACAGUAAUAUUUUACACACAUGAAGGUACCCAUAUGCAAUCAUUUCUGGUGAAAAAACACAAAUGUGAAAAAUUGGUAGAUAUAGUGUUUUGGAAAUAAACUCUUCAAAUAUGCUUUCACCCUAUAGAUAGCCAAUUUGUUCAUGAGUAAUCCAAAGAGCACUCUGUAGUUGGACGUGUGUGUGUAGCAAAUAGCAAACAACAACCAUUGUUCAACAACAAAGAUGAAAGCAACUGGGUAGGCUAGUUAAUGAACUGGCAACUAUCUUUAUAUUAGCAAUGAAAUUCUUGCCCGUCCUUUUAAAUUAAUUGCACCAGUGUACAAGUACCUUUUCAUUCACUCAGACAACUUGAAGCUUGUUGAGAUGCUGAUGAUUACAAAGGGAGCAUUAGAGCCCUGCCAAUUCUCAGUUAGCGAGCCGCGACUAAACACAAAUACUGAACACUACCCAUUGGCUGUGCUGAAUGGUGUUUUUCAGGAGCUGCCCUGGGUGGAUUUGCUCAGCUGUCAUACAGAAAGAAUGAGAGUCGGGCAACGAGACAACAAGGAAUAAGAGGGCCGGAGUAGAAGGGGAGAGAGGGAGAGAGGGAGAGAAACGAGACAGGGCAUGGGAGAGAAAGAAAAUGAGAAAGCAAGAGAGAGGGUUUGGGUGGAAAAGGAGUGGUACAGAUGUAGGAUCUUAAUUUGAGCCAGUUUGCUACAGCAGCAAAAUAAUCAUGCAGCAAGAGGAAAUGUGAAUUAUUAUGGCUGCGUUUAGUUUUUAAUUUCCACUUGAUUUUCCCUUAUGAAAAAUGUAACUCCUACAAAAAUGUCCAUUAAUUGUAAUUUGAUUGGUCUAAAGACAGGCAGCCCAAUUCUAAUCUUUUUUUCACUAAUUGGUCUUUAGACCAAUCAAAUCAGCUCUGAAAAAGAUCUGAUGUGAAAAGAGCUGAUGUGAUUGGUCAAAAUACCAAUUAGUGGAAAAAAGAUCAGAAUUGGGCUGCCUGUGUAUAUGCAACACGGGGUUGAUACAUUUUUCAUAAGGGAAAAUCAAGUGGAAAUUACAAACUUCAGAAGCCUUUUUAAACCUCAAAUACAUUACAAGUUUUAAAUGUCCCGCAGUGCAGUAAAGUUAUCCUGCAACAGGGUGAUCAAAUUAAUAUCCUGUGAAAAACAUGUUUAUGUAGUACAUGGAGGCUGGGCUGAGGAGCCACAGCCCACCCUGUCCCCAGAGUUAAGAGAAGAUGUCUCUUAUCACAGGAAGUUAGUUUUACCACUAUCAGACUGGGGAUCACAAGCUAUUCCUCUGCUUUUGCAGCUUCCUGUGUUUCUAUUGAUGUAAUUUGAGUGGGAGAGCACAGUAGCCUGCAGUAUGAUGAUUUUGAUACUGUACUCGAUUCUACUGCAUUGUUGCGUGACUUAAAAUAUCCUGUUUAUUCUUGAAGUAAUCUAAAGUAGAAUGUUUGAAAUGGGAAUAAAGUACAACAUUCUUCUGUAGAGAAUUCUAAGAACUAUUUCUGACAGAAUUUUGCUUUCAUGAUGAUGAAUCGCACACUCUUGCUGUAAUUUUUCAGUCCAGUCAUGUCAUCUUUGGAACAAGAGGUUUUGACUGACAGUAUACAGCUGUGAAGUGGGUGACAAUAGGGAUUGAGUUUACUGUAUUGUUGUUGAGUGAUAUGUCUGGGUAUUAACUACUACGAGCUGUUGUAAUCCAGUGUGAGUAUGAUCUCUAUGCAUGACCAGUCUCCUUCAGCUGUCAUAGUGGCAGAGGACCCAGGGCCCCAGCCAGGUCCAACUAGGAGCAGAGAGGAGAGGCCUGGGAUGUUUACAGUGGCCUGAAAUGCCCUUUCUGUCCCUCUCUCCCUGGGGAAGAGAAAAUGGAAAGGGAAGAAGGAAAGGGAGGGAGAGAAUAGGAGAUAAGAGAGAGAGAGAUAGACGUAAGAUAGAGAGAGAGAGAGAGAGUAGAGUAGUCUAUAUAGUGAAGCCGAGCUAGACUAAGAGAGCAUGUUCGAUAUCUAGCUAGAGGCUCUAUAUCUCUCUCUCUCUCUCGAUCGCGCUUAUCUCUCUCCUAUCUCUCUCUCUCUCUCCUCUCUCUCUCUCUCUCUCUCUUCUCUCUCUCUUGUCAGUUUCUGUCUAUCUCUCUCUCUCUCUCUCUCGACCCCCCCCCCCCCCCCCCUCUCUCUCUGUGUGUGUCUGUCUGUAUGCCUGCCUGCCUGUCUGUCUGUCCGUCUCUUAUUCCAUGGGCCUGAAAUGCCCUGUUUGUCUCUCUCUCGCCAUGGGCCUGAAAUGCCCUGUUUGUCUCUCUCUCUCCAUGGGCCUGAAAUACCCUGUUUGUCUCUCUCUCUCCCUGGGCCUGAAAUACCCUGUCUGUCACUCUCUCCCAAGGUCUGAAAGGCACUGUCUGUUGCUUUCUCUCUCUCACUUACAGUUGAAGUCGGAAGUUUACAUACACUUAGGUUGGAGUCAUUAAAACUUGUUUUUCAACCACUCCACAAAUGUCUUGUUAACAAACUAUACUUUUGACAAGUCGGUUAGGACUAAAUUUUUACAGUCAGAUUAUUUCACUUAUAAUUCACUGUAUCACAAUUCCAGUGGGUCAGAAGUUUACAUACACUAACUUUAAACAGCUUGGAAAAUUCCAGAAAAAGAUGUCAUGGCUUUAGAAGCUUCUGAUAGGCUAAUUGACAUAAUUUGAGUCAAUUGGAGGUGUACCUGUGGAUGUAUUUCAAGGCCUACCUUCAAACUCAGUGCCUCUUUGCUUGACAUCAUGGGAAAAUCCAAAAAAAUCAGCCAAGACCUCAGAAAAAAAAUGGUAGACCUCCACAAGUCUGGUUCAUCCUUGGGAGCAAUUUCCAAACACCUGAAGGUACCACAUUCAUCUGUACAAACAAUAGUACGCAAGUAUAAACACCAUGGGACCACACAGCCGUCAUACCGCUCAGGAAGGAGACGCGUUCUGUCUCCUAGAGAUGAACGUAUUUUGGUGCGAAAAGUGCAAAUCAAUCCCAGAACAACAGUAAAGAACCUUCUGAAGAUGCUGGAGGAAACAGGUACAAAAGUAUCUAUAUCCACAGUAAAACGAGUCCUAUAUCGACAUAACCUGAAAGGCCGCUCAGCAAGGAAGAAGCCACUGCUCCAAAACCGCCAUAAAAAAGCCAGACUAUGAUUUGCAACUGCACAUGUGGACAAAGAUCGUACUUUUUGGAGAAAUGUCCUCUGGUCUGAUGAAACAAAAAUAGAACUGUUUGGCCAUAAUGACCAUCGUUAUGUUUGGAGGAAAAAGGGAGUUGCUUGCAAGCAGAAGAACACCAUCCCAAGAGUGAAGCACAGGGGUGGCAGCAUCAUGCUGUGGGGGUGCUUUGCUGCAGGAGGGACUGGUGCACUUCACAAAAUAGAUGGCAUCAUGAGGAAGGAAAAUUAUGUGGAUAUAUUGAAGUAACAUCUCAAGACAUCAGUCAGGAAGUUAAAGCUUGGUCGCAAAUGGGUCUUCCAAAUGGACAAUGACCCCAAGCAUACUUCCAAAGUUGUGGAUAAAUGGCUUAAGGACAACAAAGUCAAGGUAUUGGAGUGGCCAUCACAAAGCCCUAACCUCAAUCCUAUAGAAAACUUGUGGGCAGAACUGAAAAAGCGUGUGCGAGCUAGGAGGCCUACAAACCUGACUCAGUUACAUCAGCUCUGUCAGGAGGAAUGGGCCAAAAUUCACCCAACUUAUUGUGGGAAGCUUGUGGAAGGCUACCCGAAACAUUUGACCCAAGUUAAACAAUUUAAAGGCAAUGCUACCAAAUACUAAUUGAGUGUAUGUCUGGGUAUUAACUAACCCACUGGGAAUGUGAUGAAAGAAAUACAAUCUGAAAUAAAUCAUUCUCUCUACUAUUAUUCUGACAUUUCACAUUCUUAAAAUAAAGUGGUGAUCCUAACUGACCUAAGACAGGGAAUUUUUACUAGGAUUAAAUGUCAGGAAUUGUGAACAAACUGAGUUUAAAUGUAUUUGGCUAAGGUGUAUGUAAACUUGAACUGUAAAUGCACUGUCUGUCCCUCUCUCCUUGUCCUGUAUCUAUCUCUCCCUGAGCCUGAAAUGCCCUGUCUGUCUAUCACCGUCUCUCUGGGUCUUAAAUACCAUGUCUGUCUCUCUCUCCCAUGGCCACACAGCCAAGGACUAUCCUUCUCUGUUCAAUAACUUUCAGAUCCAGGCAGCAAAGUGGAGAAAUGAUUCACCUGUUGACAGAUUGUUCACAGUGCAACUAGAGUGGCUAUGAACAGUCUGGCUGAGUUUGAGUGUGUUUGUGUACAAACCCUGAAAUAUUAUCCACGAUGGACUACUAAAUAUCCAUCCACAUUAUAACAACAGAAACAAAUAAGCAAAUAAACUGAACUGCAGUUCAGCUGUGUGUGCAUGUGUGUGUGCAUGCAGGCACAUUUUGUUCCUGUGUGUGUGUGUGUGUUUUUCUGCAUUUGACAGCCCUGGUGUGUGCAUGUGUACAUGUGUAACGCAUGCCUUCACACAUUUGUGGCCUAUUGGUAAACUCACUCUUCUCCCUUCCCCAGGUAUCUCUCGGACGGAGAAGGACAAAGGUACUCUGUAUGAGCUCACCUUCAAAGGGGACCAGAGCCGUGAGUUCAGGAAGCUGGUUCUGUUUCGUCCCUUUGGGCCGCUAAUGAAGGUGAAGAACGAGAGGGUGGAUACAGCUAAUGUCCCCAUCAACAUCAUAGUGCCCCUCUCCCAGAGGGCCGACAAGUUCAGACACUUCAUGCACAACUUCAGGUGAGAGCCACUCAGUUAUUCAUGCAUGUUAUUGGCUCUUUCGCCCCUCUCCUCUUCCUUGCAACUCUUUCCCCGGGUUGUUGCUAUAAAUCAGAAAGUGUUCUCCGGCAACCUACCUAAGAAAUAAGGGUAAAAUAAGGGUUAAUAAAUAAAUAAAAAAGCAUGUUCAUUUGUAUUAACUGUGAUAAUUUUAUGCAAUAACUGAGUUAAAGAGAAUGAGAAACAGAUUAUACAGUAGUUAUCCAUGUUUGACAUUCCUAGUUUGUCACAGCAGUAAGGAUUCAAAAUAAAGGAAGUAUUUGAUCUGUUACUCUGAUAGCCACAGUAAGUCUCUCUGUUAGAGACUCUAUAAUUCCUGUAAUUUGUUACACUCCUGUGCAGCUGCUUAUCAGGGCUUUGAGGGGGUUUUCUGGCAAAUCCUGCUUAGUAGCAGUCUUAAACCCAGCACAUUAAACUGCCCCCCGGACUCAGCGGGAACCUGUGAAAUAGUGGUGCUGUUCAUGCUGUACGAAGGUUCCCUGAGUCGCUGAGCAAACGCUUUGGUCGUGUGUGUGUGUGUGUGUGUGUGUGUGUGUGUGUGUGUGUGUGUGUGUGUGUGUGUGUGUGUGUGUGUGUGUGCGCCAUGUGCAGCUUCUUCACAUGGAUAGAAGAGGAAUGUGAGGUAGAACUGACAGUCUUUCAGAAGCCAUGUGACACAUUUACUGAGCACAGCAUGUACAUUUGCUGUGUCUCGAUCAGAAUGUCUGUUGCUACAGUUCUAGAAUGUCACACUAGUGCUGGAGAUCGAUCGCUCUAGGCUUCUAUCUGGUACCAGGUCCUCAUUGUGUGACUCUAUACUAUAGAAACAUAACAUAACAUACUGUAUGUAGCCUGUACAUUUUUUUUUUUUUUUUCACCUUUAUUUAACCAGGUAAACCAGUUGAGAACAAGUUCUCAUUUACAACUGCGACCUGGCCAAGAUAAAGCAAAGCAGUGCGAUAAAAACAACAACACAGAGUUACAUAUGGGGUAAAACAAAACAAAGUCAAAAAUACAACAGAAAUACAUAUAAUAUACAGUGUGUGCAAAUUUAGCAAGUAAUGGAGGUAAGGCAAUAAAAUAGGCUAUAGUGCAAAAUAAUUACAAUUAGUAUUGACACUGGAAUGAUAGAUGUGCAAGAGAUGAUGUGCAAAUAGAGAUACUGGGGUACAAAUGAGCAAAAUAAAUAACAAUAUAGGGAUGAGGUAGUUGGGCGGGCUAAUUUCAGAUGGGCUGUGUACAGGUGCAGUGAUCGGUAAGGUGCUCUGACAACUGAUGCUUAAAGUUAGUGAGGGAGAUAAGUGUCUCCAGCUUCAGAGAUUUUUGCAGUUUGUUCCAGUCAUUGGCAGCAGAGAACUGGAAGGAAUUGCGGCCAAAGGAGGUGUUGGCUUUGGGGAUGACCAGUGAGAUAUACCCGCUGGAGCGCAGACUACGGGUGGGUGUUGCUAUGGUGACCAAUGAGCUAAGAUAAGGCAGGGAUUUGCCUAGCAGUGAUUUAUAGAUGGCCUGGAGCCAGUGGGUUUGGCGACGAAUAUGUAGUGAGGACCAGCCAACAAGAGCGUACAGGUCACAGUGGUGGGUAUUAUAUGGGGCUUUGGAGACAAAACGGAUGGCACUGUGAUAGACUACAUCCAAUUUGCUGAGUAGAGUGUUGGAGGCUAUUUUGUAAAUGACAUCGCCGAAGUCAAGGAUCGGUAGGAUAGUCAGUUUUACGAGGGCAUGUUUGGCAGCAUGAGUGAAGGAGGCUUUGUUGCGAAAUAGGAAACCGAUUCUAGAUUUAACUUUGGAUUGGAUGUGAGUCUGGAAGGAGAGUUUACAGUCUAACCAGACACCUAGAUAUUUGUAGAUGUCCACAUACUCUAGGUCAGACCCGUCGAGAGUAGUGAUUCUAGUCGGGUGGGCGGGUGCAAGCAGCGUUCGGUUGAAGAGCAUGCAUUUAGUUUUACUAGUGUUUAAGAGCAGUUGGAGGCUACUGAAGGAGUGUUGUAUGGAAUUGAAGCUCGUUUGGAGGUUUGUUAACACAGUGUCCAAUGAAGUACAUAUACAGUAUGCACCAGUGGAGGCUGGUGGGACGAGUUGUAGGAGGAUGGGCUCAUUGUAAUGGCUGGAAUGGAAUCAUUGGAACGGAGUCAAACAUGUGGUUUCCAUAGAGGAUCUAGAUACAUUUUCUAACCUCUGGAUUACAACCAAAUUAUGAAAAUUUACUAUAUUACGUAUUGGAUCACUAAAAAAUACAAUUUUUACAUUACCAUGUAGUUUACCAAUAAAAUGGUCUGAUGGUGAUGUGGAUAUACUCGGAAUACAUAUCCCAAAAUAGAUAAAUGAUCUCACUCCAAUACAUUUUUUUAUAAAAAGUUAGCAAAAAUAGAUAAGAUCUUGCUACCAUGGAAAGGUAAAUACCUGUCAAUUUGUGGAAAAAUCUCCCUGAUUAACUCUUUAGUAUUAUCCCAGUUUACCUAUUUGCUUAUGGUCUUGCCUACGCCUAGCAAACAGUUUUUUAAAUUAUAUGAUAAAAAAAUAUUCCAUUUUAUUUGGAACGGCAAACCAGACAAAAUUAAACGGGCCUAUUUAUAUAAUUAAUAUGAAUUCGGAAGGACAGAAAUUAUUAAAUAUUAAAUCAUUAGACCUAUCACUAAAAGCUUCAGUCAUACAAAAGUUAUACUUAAAUACGAACUGGUUCUCUAGCAAAUUAGUAAGAUUGUCUCACCCAAUGUUCAAGGAUGGCCUUUUUCCCUUUAUUCAGAUUACAACCUCUCACUUUCAGUUAUUUGAAAAGGAAAUAAUCUCCCAAAUAUCACUAUUUCUAAAACAAGCCAUAGAAAGUUGGUUGCAAUUUCAAUUUAAUCCUCCAGAAACGACAGAACAAAUAAUGCACACAAACAUUGUGGUUAAACUCAAAUAUACUAAUUGAUAAAAUACCGGGGGUUUUUUACAGAAAAAAAUAAAAAAAGGUAUAAUCUUUGUAAAUGAUAUCAUCGGUAGGACUGGUGGAGUUAUGUCGCACAUGCAGCUAACAAAAACAUAUGGAAAUGUCUGCUCUACCCAAAAUUACAACCAAAUAAUUGCAGCAUUACCGCAAAAAUGGAAGAGGAAAGUGGAAGGGGAAAAAAUUAGGAACUUGUCUGUCGGCCUUGCAUUAAAGAACAUAACUGGUUAAAGAAAACUGUAAAUAAAAGCCGUCCCAUAUAGAUUGCACAAUUCCAUGGCAUAGUGUUUAUGAACUGAUACGCAAAACGACGCCGGAUUCAAAACUUAGAAUUUUUCAAAUUAAAUUAUUAUAUAACAUUCUUGCUACCAAUAGAAUGUUAUUUAUAUGGGGGAUACAAUCUUCCCAGCUCUGCAGAUUUUGCUGCGAAGAGACAGAAUCAUUAGAUCAUUUGUUUUGGUACUGUCCAUUUGAUGCUUGUUUUUGGACACAGGUCCAGGAAUGGCUAAAGGAUUGCAAUAUUUACCUGGAGCUAACCCUGCAGAUAGCAUUACUGGGUGAUCUGAAAAGUCAUAGUCAAUCGAUCAAUAAUAUAAUAAUAAAAAUGUCUAUUUUCAAUUUACAAUCUGUAGAAACAAUGAGAAUAGAAAGGUUCAGAACUUUUGUAAAACAUCACAGUACAGUUGAAAAAUAUAUGGCAAAUAGAAAUCCAAUAUGGAUGGUGUUAAGAGAUAGAUGGGUGGUGUUGAAUGGAGUUGAAGGAUGGGACUAAUAACAACUAACAACAACUAAAUACAACAAGAUAACUAAUAAUUACAUUUACAUUUACAUUUUAGUAAUUUAGCAGAUGCUCUUAUCCAGGGCACAUCGACAGAUUUUUCACCUAGUCGGCUUGGGGAUUAGAACCAGCGACCGUUCAGUUACUGGCACAACGCUCUUAACCACUAAGCUACCUGCCGCCCAUAAUGUAAGCAUACUGUGUCCAUAAUAAAUAUAUAGGUUAUAGGUUGAAAGCUUUUGUGAAAGAGCACAGUUAGAAACAUAUGGCAUAUAGAAGCAAACCGGAUGGACAUCAUGAAAAUGAUCGGAGCGGUUGAGGGUAGAGGAAGUUCAGGAGUAAAAACAAACAAAAUAUAAUUAUUGUAAAAUUAACUGUGUCCAUAAAAUGUAUGUAGUAUGUAUACGCUGGAAGUAGUGGCCUAAGCAUUGUUGUUCACUAGUUUACUCCAAUUAGGGAAGGGGUGGUGGGGUUGGAAAGUAAUAAAGGGAAAUAAAAAAUAAAAAAUAAAAAGUGGUUUCCAUAAGUGCAAUGUGUUUGAUACCGUUCCAUUUAUUCCAUUCCAGCCAUUACAAUGAACCCGUCCUCCUAUAGCUCCUCCCACCAGCCUCCACUAGUAUGCACCUACCCUUAAGGGGACUCUCUGAUCUGUAACCCCAUUUGAACUGACCUCUGUUAUUGCUACAGUAUAUGUUUUCUUUCAAAUACUUUGAACUUUUUGUCUCAGCCUACCUUCAGUGCAAAUGUGCAGGGUUUGCACCUUGGGGAUUAUUCCAUCGGUUCCAUUGCGCCAGGCAAGCUUCAAACGCAUCUAAAGUCUGCUGAAAGAAAACAAAUGAUUUCAACCUAGGUUACCUUCCCCUUGGCCCUCUCUGUGCUUGGGUUGUGUAUAAUAAGUCCCCUGCUCUGUUUGAUUCAUUAUUUCUUCAUUUGUUUGUGUGUGUUGUUGCAGAGAGGUGUGUGUGCGGCAGGAUGGGCGAGUUCACCUCACAGUGGUGUACUUUGGGAAGGACCAGAUGAAUGAAGUCAGGAGCACUCUGGAGAACAUGUCUAGGUGGGUGGACACACACACAUCCACACACACACACAGACACAUAAACAGACAUACACACAUACACAAUGACAGAAAGUGAUUUAGUUUAACAAGUUAUUUUUUUAAUAAUCUAAAGAUGAUAGGGGUCAAAAUUAUUGACACCCCUGUUUUCAAUACUCCUGCCCCUUUUGAGGAUAACUGAACUGAGCCUUUUUCUCAAAUGUUUUAUGAGAUUGGAGAGCACAUUGGGAGGGAUCUUAGACCAUUCCUCCAUACAGAAUCUUUCCAGAUCCUUAAUAUCCUUCGUCUGUGCUUAUGGACUGCUCUCUUCAAUUCAAACCACAGGUUUUCAAUGGUGUGAGACUGAGAUGGCCAUUGCAAAAUGUAGAUUAUGUGGUUAAUUAACCAUUUAUUUGAGGAUUUUGAUGUGUGCUUGGGGUUAUUGUCUUGCUGGAAGAUCCACUUGUGGCCAAGUGCCAGCCUCCUGGCAAAGGCAACCAGGUUUUUGUCUAAAAUGUAAUGGUUCUUGGUAAGGGGACAGUGCUAGAGUAUUGAAAAUAGGGGUGUCAAUAAUUUUGACCCCUACCUUUUUCAGAUGUUUGUAUUACUUGUUAAACUAAAUCUCUUUCUCUGAGCAAUUGUAUUGGUAUACAAUAAUAUACUUAAAAAACAUGUGAGCAUACAAUAUGUAUUGUUUAUUUUAUACUGUCUUUUUUGCUCAUUUUUAUCAAGGGACCCCACUGUACAUACAUUCCCCCCCCCCCACAUGCACAAAAACACGAUCACACACAUACCCACACACACUCUCACACACACACACACACACCCACACACACUCUCACACACACACACACACCCACACACACUCUCACACACACACACACACCCACACACUCACGAAUACACACACACAAACACACACUCCCUGUCUCUGUUUAUAGCAACUCAGAAACCUCAGCCCCGUCUGAUGAAUAAUGUAGGAGUGUGAACACCCAGAGGCACUCAGUGACCUCUGCCAGUGUCGGAUAUUACAGGUCUGGGAUCAGGGCUGACAGCGGUCGCAGUGAAAUUAGUGUCUUGCCCGCAGAAACAAUUACAGGUCCAGGGUCAAUUUGAGAUCGUCUUGUGGGGGAGAUUAGUUCACAUGGUACUCUGGUACUGUGCUGAUUAUCUGGUAGGUUGCCAUGGAGACGCUGUGCCCACCCCUGGCCGGAUGGUUUGCAGGGGUAGAAAGAGAAAGAAGGAGAGAAAGAGAGAAGGAGAGAGAAAGAGUUGCACACCUCAUGCUAGGCUUUGAGCUCGUUUCAGAUGUCACACCACAGCUUUUUCUCUCUCUCGCUCUCUCGCUCUCUCGCUUUCUCGCUCUCAAUGACAAUGAGGCAGACAGUAUUGUCUAGAAAGAGAAAUCUGAUGAGAGCCAAGGUCUUUCACUCAAAGAUAUCUAAUUCUCAACAGCUCUCCUGUCUCUGGGAAUGGCCUAGGCGGUUUGUUUGUGAUGGUGUGAAUAGUUAAACGGAGAAAGGCAAGACGUUGUCCUUGUACAUUCUCUCUGAGACAGUGACCUCCGCUAAUGAGUUGUCUCUGUGCAAGGUUAAGAGUUGUGUUAGUCCUUGGAUAAUUUGUUUGCUUUGUUCCCAACAAAUACCAUAGACACAGCAUGUGUGUAACAAGACAUAUGUUGAUAUCUGUUAUCUAGACAGUCUCACUCAAGUCUUCAACUAGUUGAAAGACAACUGAGCGCUACAAAGAGUCCCUAGUUCUUGCUAGUUUUUUUGUACCACAAUUACUCUGAUAACGAAUAUCUUAACAGCCAUAAACAGUCUCACGAUUGAGCUCACAUCAGACCUGGAUUCAAAUAGUAAUUGUUGACUUUCAAAUGAUUUAGCUGUGUUUGUGAGCUUGCCCUGGCACUCCAGGCAGACUCAAUAAAACACUUAAAGUAACACUAUUUGAAACCAUGUCUGCUACAGUUCAGGAUGGAGCUCACAUGAUACCAAACAUAUCUACUGUAUCAAUCAUGGUCUGUCCUCUUGUCACCUUAUAAACAGCUCUCUGUCGUCAAUGCAUUCCAUCGCCAUGGUUACAUAACACUUCAUCUGACUCUGGAUCAGCCACUUUAAUCAAGCACUGAUCUCCUAGAGAGAAGGAGAACAACAUCCAAACUCCAAUCUCUCCCUUUCCCUAUUCCUUUUUCUGUUGAAUUGGUCUGAAUGGUUAUCGAUUUAUGUGACGGUAGAAUUUAGCCUUGGGCGAUGAUCUGAAUCCUGCCUGCCCUUAUUUUAGCUUUGCCGAUGUCAAUAUAUCUGUUUCCAACAGCAGGCACCGCAUGGAUCAUUUGCUGCUACUGCUGCUGCUUCUGCCCUGACUAAAUCAAAGUCUUCCUUCCCUAUCCAAAUACUAUUUACCCCUUUUGUACUGUAUGUGUUCAUAAUCAUAGGGGCAAGCACUGUAUCCAAAUCAGUUAAAUCACAUCAGCAAAGUAGAGAGACAGAGCAGGUUGAAAUAAAGUUAAACUCCUUAUGCUGUAUGUUAGUGAGCUGUACCAGACAACGAGACAUGCUUAUCAUGUCAAACACGCUUCAACCAGUAACUGUCCAUCACUCCAGUUUGAGAUGGACAGAGACACACCGAGCUGUUUGCAGAGUUGGGAAAUCGAUAGACAUGAAUAAAUGAAUGUCCAUAAGGGAGAGAGGAGAGGAGAGGAGAAGAGAUGCAUCAAAGAAGAGAUACAGCAGAGAAGAGAAGAGAGUGGAAGAGGAGAGACAGUUUUGAGCCCAGGGUGAGAGCUGAACGCUUGUGAACCACAGAUGCCCUCAGAACAUAAACACAAGCCCACCAGCUCCCAGCGCACAGUGAAUGCUAAUGCACCAUUCCUACAUCUCCACAGAGGGAUCAGCUCCUCAGGGAGACAGACAAAGCACUGCAUCCUGUCAAAAAACCUUAAUCACAGAGUAGUGUAGGAUUUCAUAUGGAUGACACAAUAUUGUGGCUUUUCAGGAAACUGGAAGCCGGAAUGUGUACUUUCAGUGUUUUCAGUGUUUCCAUCCAAUGUUUAUGUUUAUCCACUUAAAGUAAAUUAAAUAUAUCUCUCAUUAUGCUGUAUCUUUCAUACACACAAACACACACACACACACACUUGAAAACUACUCCAGCCCUGCUUAAUGGGGCCUUGCCUGAGGCUUGCGUCCACACACGUCUACAUUUUUAAUGACCAGUACUGAUGAUGUUUCUUCAAAACAUUUACUGAAUCCUAACUCUCCAGGGUCCUCCAAAACACUAGAGGCACCAGCUCUCAGACAAAUGGGCAGUGAGUGCUCUCACUCAGACAGAUAUACUCCUCAGGGUAUAUAAACAUACAUACACACACACUCUCACACACACACUCACUAAGAAAGUGAGACUCCUCAGGGUAUUAACAGUAGACAGAGAGGGGUCUUGAAUUCCUAGUUGAAGAUUUCCCCUCCCUGGAGGCAGCAGACAGACAGUAGCUCCUUCCUGUGCUGGUUUGACAUGGCAGUACUGAGGAUGGCUGGAAAAGCCUUGACUGAAGUAGAUAGAAGGAUAUAGAGAGAGCGAAAGAGAGAGAGAGAGCGGGGUGGGGGGCUGUCCCAGACCAGCACCAGACGGACAUGCCAAACCAGGAUCACAAAAGGAAAUAUCCAGAGUAUGUUUUGGCCUGAGGCUUGCGGCUGCUUGAAUCACAGUGAAAACACUCGAACCAGCAGCCUGAAUCCUAAACUAAUCCCACUCCUACCCACUACUAAUAUGAUUUAAAUAAAAUCAAAUGUUAUUUGUCAUAUGCGCCAAAUACAACAGGUGUAAAGCUUACAGUGAAAUGCUCACUUACAAGCCCUUAACCAACAAUGCAGUUUUAAGAAAGAAUACCCAAAAAAAAUCACAAAAAAAUACUAUAUAAAAUAAUAUGAAAUAAAAGUAACAAAUAAUUAAAGAGCAGCAGUAAAAAUAAGGCUAUAUUCAGGGGGUACCGGUACCGAGUCAAUGUGCGAGGGCACAGGUUAGCUUUUAACUACUCUAAAGGAUUGCUGGCCCAUAUACAUAUUUAAUGCUUAUGUUUUUGAUAAUUUGUGGUUUAAAAGGUAUUUAUCCGAUGUGGGAACAAACUCCCACGGGACUUUGCAAACAAUGUUUUAAUGUCCUAAGUUUUUCUGGGGACUUAAAAGAUUUUGUGCACCUUGAAUAAACAACAGCUGGCUGGGAAUUCUAGUGGCUACAUUUACAAGCAUACAUUCUGCUCUAUUACGAGUUUUAGAACGUGUAUAUGGUAGACAUGCAUGUGUGCAUUUUUGCUUUUAUGGGUGUAUCUGUGGGUUCUGUGUUUCUGUCUGUCUAUCUGUCUGUAUUUGUCUGCCAGUCUGUCUGUCCAUAUGUCUGGGCACACCAACCAACCAACCAACACGUGGGUUUUUCUGUUCUGGCCACACCAGCCAAUACGUGGGUGUUUCUGUUCUGGCCACACCAGCCAAUACGUGGGUGUAUCUGUUCUGGCCACACCAGCCAAUACGUACAGUACCAGUCAUAAGUUUGGACACACCUACUCAUUCAAGGGUUUUUCUCAAUUUUUACAAUUUUUUACAUUGUAGAAUAAUAGUGUAGACAUCAAAACUAUGAAAUAACACACAUGGAAUCAUGUAGUAACCAAAAAAGUGUUAAACAAAUCAAAAUAUAUUUUAUAUUUGAGAUUCUUCAAAUAGCCACUCUUUGCCUUGAUGACAGCUUUGCACAUUCUUGGCAUUCUCUCAACCAGCUUCACCUGGAAUGCUUUUCCAAAAGUAUUGAAGGAGUUCCCACAUAUGCUGAGCACUUGUUGGCUGCUUUUCCUUCACUGUGCCGUCCGACUCAUCCCAAACCAUCUCAAUUGAGUUGAGGUCAGGGGAUUGUGGAGGCCAGGUCAAUCGAUGCAGCACUCCAUCACUCUCCUUCUUGGUUAAAUAGCCCUUACACAGCCUGGAGGUGUGUUGGGUCAUUGUUCUGUUGAAAAAUAAAUGAUUGUCCCACAAAGCCCAAACCAGAUGGGAUGGCGUAUCGCUGCAAAAUGCUGUGGUAGCCAGGCUGGUUAAGUGUGCCUUGAAUUCUAAAUAAAUCACAGACAGUGUCACCAGCAAAGCACCCCCACACCAUAAUACCUCCUCCUCCAUGCUUUACGGUGGGAACUACACAUGUGGAGAUCAUCCGUUCACCCACACCGCGUCUCACAAAGACACGGCGGUUUGAACCAAAAAUCUCCAAUUUGGACUCCAGACCAAUGGACACAUUUCCACCGGUGUUUCUUGGCCCAAGCAGGUCUCUUCUUAUUGGUGUCCUUUAGUAGUGGUUUAUUUGCAGCAAUUCGACCAUGAAGGCCUGAUUCCCACAGUCCCCUCUGAACAGUUGAUGUUGAGAUGUGUCUGUUACUUUAACUCUGUGAAGCAUUUAUUUGGGCUGCAAUUUCUGAGGCUGGUAACUCUAAUGAACUUAUCCUCUGCAGCAGAGGUAACUCUGGGUCUUCCAUUCCUGUGGCGGUCCCAUGAGAGACAGUUUCAUCAUUUCAUCAUGCAAAGCUGUCAUCAAGGCAAAGAGUGGCUAUUUGAAGAAUCUCAAAUAUAAAAUAUAUUUUGAUUUGUUUAACACUUUCUGGGUUACUACAUGAUUCCAUAUGUGUUAUUUCAUAGUUUUGAUGUCUUCACUAUUAUUCUACAAUGUAAAACAUUGUAAAAAAUUAAGAAAAACCCUUAAAUGAGUAGGUGUGUCCAAACUUUUGACUGGUAGUGUAGGUGUUUCUGUUCUGGCCACACCAGCCACUACAUGGAUGUAUCUGUUCUGGCCACACCAGCCAGUACUUGGGUGUAUCUGUUUUGGCCACACCAGCCAAUACGUGGUUGUAUCUGUGUGUGUCUAAGCAGGAUUAAGUACAUGUACACUGGUCCUAAAUCUAUGUUUUCUUUCUGACAGCAGAUAUGUCAGUCUCCAUACAGAUUAAUCUGAAAUCAAAUAUACAGUUCAUCUAUUCCAGAGCCAGAGUCCCCAGGGAGGAGAGAGGGAGCCCUUCCCUCUGGUUCGGUUAGGCUAGAUGCUGAUAUUUUUUUAAUUUUUUAUUUAACCUUUAUUUAACCAGGAAGGGCUCGUAGAGAUUUUAAAUCUCUUUUUCAAGAGCGUCCUGGCCAAGAUAGGCAGCAUCAAGUCAUUACACAAUUACAGACAGACAUCAUGAAAAACUACAAAUAAUCUAUUAAAAACCAUAGAAAUCACAGGAGUAUAACGAAAUCAUAAAACAGCAAAUUAAAAACAUUGACAGGUCAAGGAAUCAGCCUCAAAAUCCUUCAUCAAUGAUUUAAAAACACCAAUCAGGACAAGUUCUUCCAUAUUAAAACUAUUUUGUAAGGCGUUCCAAGCCGAUGGUGCAGAGUACAUAAAAGCCCUUUUACCAAAUUCAGUUCGGACAUUUUGAACAGUUAGCAGGAGAAAGUCCUGCGAACGAAGAGAAUACCCACCACAUUUCUGAAGAAUAAAAAUGCCCAGAUAAGAUGGUAGUAAACCCAAAAUGGCUUUGUAAAUAAAAGUAUACAAGUGACUGAGCCUACGAGUGACUAGAGAAGGCCAGCCAAACCUGGUAUAUAAAGUGCAAUGGUGCAAGGGGUUUGCAAUUUAAAAUAAAUCUCAAUGCUCCAUGGUAAAGGGUGUCAAUUGAUCUCAAACACUGAGCGGAUAGAGAGAUGAUGGGAGAAGGACUCCGUACUGGGAAUAGCCUACAGGCUAUAGUGUCAGGCUGAACUACAGAUGCCAUAUCUUAAUUUGACCCAGUUUCUCACAGCAGGAAAAUAAUCCAGCAGCAACAGGAAAUGUGAAUUAUUAUGUGUAUUAUAAUGAAUGGACAUUUUUUGUAGGUGUUCAUAAAUUUUUCAUUAGGGCAAAUCGUUAUGGCAAAUUGUCGGACCCAAGUAAGACUAGCUGUCGCCAUUGGCGUCGGCUAAUGGGGAUCCCAAUAAAUCAAAUCAAAUCCAGUCUCAAAUUCUAAAGUGGAAAUUAGAAACUUUAGAAGCCUUUUUAAACCUUGAAUACACUACAAGUUUGCAUUUCCAUUUCCAGGACGAUCAAAUUAAGAUACGGCAUCUGUACUCAAACUGUCACGUCGCCUCCCGCCGUAUAACUAGCUUGGAGGAACGUCUAAGCCUGCAGUGUAAAGCUAGAGAUCAGGCUGCAACCAACGUCGUCCUAUAGUCACCAUUCUGAAAUAUCACACAAUGCUAUAGCAGACUAUGAAUCCCAUAAUAAAAGGCACAUGAAUCAAGUUUCGAUAUUAUAUGUUCAUAAUAACUCGAUAAUAAAAUCAUCAGGAUUACGUUCCUUAUGUUCUUUGAACUGCUGGUCGGAAACAGUCCUGCUAGCUGGUCAUAUUGAGGGGCUGAAUCUAUGGGUUGUCUCUGGAAAUAUUAUCUGUUUAUCUUCCACUAUCAGACCUGUAAAUAAAAUACAUCACAGUCCAUCAUCAUUUAUGUCACAGAUGAGUGAUUAUGUUCUCUUUUUAACUGGAAAGUUUAAUGUAUGAUCCAUUUUGGGCAUAAAUAUGUGAUCAUGUGAGAGCGUUCAUUUAAUAAUGCAUUAGCAAUUUUAUAGUGUUCACAUCUCAAACAAUUAAUUGCAAUGUUUUCUGGAGAUUCUCACUAUUUCCCCCUAGUGCAAGGCCCAAGGUUAGGAAUUGAUGCAUAAUUUAUCCUGAUGGAUCCUGCAGUGUGUGUGUGUGUGUGUGUGUGUCUUUGAACUCCCAUAGCAGACCUUAGUCUGCAGUCUCUCUCUCUCUCUCUCUCUCUCUCUCUCGGUCUCUCUCGGUCUCUCUCUCGGUCUCUGUCUCUGUCUGUGUACAGUGGCAGGCUUGUAUUUGAGUUGAGCCCACAAAGUGCCACUCUCUAUCCACACUAUCCACAAGGGCAUAAUCCCACACUAAUAAAGGAACAUCAGUCAGUGGUUGUUUACCGUGGGUGGAGGAUAAUAAUGCCUAAAGGAGGCUGAGAUGUCAAAAAAUACAUUUGUCACAUUGACGGAGUGAGUAGCAUAUUAACUAGCAUUAAUUAGCCUCUCAUCACAGAAACCUAUGGGGCUCUGGUCAAAAACCGUGCCCUACAGUAUGUCGGGCAUACUGUAGUUGCCAUUUGGGUCACAGCCAUCAUGUAGCCACUUUACAAACCUGAUCUUAUUAGUUCUGCUGUUGUCAAAGGGGAAAUUAGGUUUGCUACAGUAUGCGGGGGUAGUGUGUGUGUGUGUGUGUGUUGUAGUUAAUGGUACAGUACAAAGACAGAGCUUUGUGUAUUGUAUGCAGUGACUGUAUUUGGACUCAGCUGGGCCCUCUACUCUCAUAAGAGCCAUUAGACACUGAUGAAUUAAGCCUGUCCCACUCCCUCUACUAAAUUAACUUUGAACCAGUGACGCUAAUUCAUUUUUGGUCAAUUUUUUUAGCCACACUGUCUCCCUCUUUCUAGUAUCCGUUGGGUUUUGUCUCUGAAUCAACUCCUCCUAUUUCAUCUCCUAUUCUGUCAAAUUCUCCUCUCCCCUCUCUCCUCCUCCAACCUCUCCAACCUGUUUGCAUAUGAGUUUCUUUCGGAGGGGUUGGGUUAAAGCAGAAGAUACAUUUGUGUACAAAGGACAAUAAAGUAUUAUUCUUCUCUCUCUGCAGGGAGAUCAACUUUAAGAACUUCUCCCUGCUCCAGCUGAAUGAGGAGUUCUCCAGGGGGCGUGGCCUGGAUGUGGGCGCCAGGGCGUGGAAGGGAGGAAACGUCCUCCUCUUCUUCUGUGACGUCGACAUCUACUUUACCGCCGACUUCCUGAACACCUGCCGUCUCAACACUCAACCUGGUACUACAAUACACUGAACAAACCCACGUCAGUGCUAUGUUCAGUGUGGGUCGCUGUAUCUUUUGAUUUUCUAACAAAACUGAGAUUUGAAUUAAGUAACUGUUAUUGAGAUGUUGUUUAGUCCAUGUUCAAGUUCAAGUGUAUUAACCAUUGGUAAUUAAUACAUUGGAAAUCUUAGAUUUGUUUGAUUACAUUUUCAUAUAUUUCUUUCUUCUUCAGGUAAGAAGGUCUUCUAUCCCGUUCUGUUCAGCCAGUAUAACCCAACCCUGAUCUACGGCAAUCACGACCACAUCCCGCCAGUCGAACAGCAGCUGGUAAGAAAGCUGCUUUCACAGAUGUCCUCAGAAAUAUUAAGAGAUACCACACACAUGGUACAAAAACAAAUUUUCUUACGUUAAAGAUUUGCCUGUUAUUUUUUGCUAUUUUUAAUAGGCGAUCAAAAAAGACACAGGAUUCUGGAGAGACUUUGGCUUCGGAAUGACGUGCCAGUACAGAUCAGAUUUCAUCAACAUAGGUAAAUAUCAUGUUACCGUGCUCAUCGAUGGUAAAUUGUCAUAUCCAAACCAUCUGCAAUAUUAUUAUGGACUCAGGCGUAUUGGCUCUCAGCACAGGAUUUGCCUCAAUACAUUUUUCCACCUCAGUCGAGGCCAUUAGAUGAAAUCACAGGCUAUAAACUAUGCUGGAAAUAAGGGCAGUUUCUGGACAGUGUCUGCGUCCCAAAUGGCACCCUGUUCCGUAUAUAGUGCACUACUUUUGACCAGGGCUCAUAGGGCACACGUGUCUAGGCCAGAAAUACACACACACAGAGAUUUUACUGUUUGUCAUUGUAAUUUAAUUUGCCACUGGCAGAACACUGUCUCCCACCAUAGUAAUAUCAGAGGUACAGCAUCUGUCUGACCUUAGACUCUCAGGAGAGAGAUAAUUCGUACUACAGUAAGACCUAUAAUACACAAAAUACUCCUUCCAACUCUAGGGUGAGUGAUUUGAGAUUUAGAUGUGAUGCGGAUAGUAAUGAAUUAUUAAUUUAUCUGUGUUGAGAGAGAGAGAGAGAGAGAGAGAGAGAGAGAGAGAGAGAGAGAGAGAGAGAGAGAGAGAGAGAGAGAGAGAGGCGAGCCACGAGCCUCGCGGGGUCGCUUUCGCAGCUCUGCACUAGUGCGUCUCCUCUCUCGCCCUAUCCGCCCGCUCCCGUCGGGGGGCGCCAGCCUCUGAAGAAGGAGAGCCCGGUUAUUUUCCAAACAGAGGGAAUAUUUUUAGGCCCCGGUGCACAAACAAAUAAACAAUCUCCAACUUCCUGGUUGGGUUCAUUGUUUAGCCCUUCAGCACUGAGCAGUCUGCAGUCAUCUUAAAAAGAGAGAAAAAUAGAGAGGGGGAGAAAAAACGCACGCAAAAGUAA
Molecule: messenger RNA, 25307 nt
Organism: Coregonus sp. 'balchen'
Lineage: Eukaryota; Metazoa; Chordata; Actinopteri; Salmoniformes; Salmonidae
Source: the annotation of a GenBank genome assembly